AAACCAAGUGCUUGAAAUGUUUGAUCAUGCAUAUAGCAAUUAUAUGGAGCACGCGUAUCCAGCUGAUGAACUCAUGCCUUUAACUUGUCGUGGACGAGUACGGGGUCAGGAACCAAGUCGAGGAGAUGUGGAUGAUGCCUUGGGAAAAUUUUCACUGACCUUGAUUGAUACCUUGGACACUCUUGUGGUGUUAAAUAAAACCAAAGAGUUUGAAGAGGCUGUAAAAAAAGUAAUAAAGGAUGUUAAUUUAGAUAACGACAUAGUAGUAUCUGUCUUUGAAACCAACAUAAGAGUCCUUGGAGGUCUCCUAGGUGGGCAUUCAGUGGCAAUUAUGCUGAAAGAAAAAGGCGAAUAUAUGCAGUGGUACAAUGGUGAACUUCUGCACAUGGCAAAGGAAUUAGGCUACAAGCUUUUACCUGCUUUUAACACCACUAGUGGUCUCCCUUAUCCAAGAGUUAACUUAAAGUUUGGUGUAAGACAUCCAGAAGCACGAACAGGAACAGAAACUGAUACCUGUACAGCUUGUGCAGGUACCUUGAUCCUUGAGUUUGCAGCUUUAAGCCGAUUCACAGGAACAUCUAUAUUUGAGGAAUAUGCACGGAAAGCACUCGAUUUUAUUUGGGAAAAGAGACAGCGCAGCAGCAAUUUAGUGGGUGUUACUAUUAAUAUUCAUACUGGAGACUGGGUCCGCAAAGAUAGUGGAGUUGGAGCAGGAAUAGAUUCAUAUUAUGAAUAUUUAUUAAAAGCCUAUGUCUUGCUGGGAGAUGACAGUUUCCUAGAAAGAUUUAACACGCACUACGAUGCCAUAAUGAGAUACAUUAGCCAACCACCUCUUCUUCUUGAUGUUCAUAUUCAUAAACCAAUGCUAAAUGCUAGGACCUGGAUGGAUUCUUUGCUAGCUUUUUUCCCUGGAUUGCAGGUGUUGAAGGGUGAUAUCAGACCUGCUAUUGAAACUCAUGAGAUGCUGUAUCAGGUUAUAAAAAAGCAUAACUUUCUUCCCGAGGCAUUCACAACAGACUUUAGAGUUCACUGGGCUCAGCACCCUUUAAGGCCUGAAUUUGCUGAAAGCACUUACUUCUUGUAUAAGGCUACAGGGGACCCUUACUAUCUAGAGGUAGGAAAAACACUCAUUGAAAACUUGAACAAGUAUGCAAGAGUACCUUGUGGGUUUGCUGCAAUGAAGGAUGUUCGUACAGGAAGUCAUGAAGACAGAAUGGACUCUUUUUUUCUGGCUGAGAUGUUUAAAUAUCUUUACCUGCUGUUUGCUGAUAAGGAAGACAUGAUUUUUGACAUUGAAGAUUAUAUCUUCACUACAGAAGCUCAUCUGUUACCACUUUGGCUUUCCACUGCCAACCAAACCAUCUCUAAAAAAAAUACAACUACAGAAUACACGGAGCUGGAUGACAGCAACUUUGACUGGACCUGUCCAAACACCCAGAUUCUUUUCCCAAAUGACCCUAUGUUUGCUCAAAGUAUUCGUGAACCUUUGAAAAAUGUGGUGGAUAAGAGUUGUCCUCGGGGUAUUUCCAGAGUAGAGGAGAGUUUGGGAAGUGGACCGAAACCACCAUUGAGAGCCAGAGAUUUCAUGGCCAGUAAUCCUGAACACUUGGAGAUACUGAAGAAGAUGGGAGCAGCAAGUUCACUUGAUGCUGAAGAUGGCUUACGGUUCAUGCAGGAAAUGAUUGAACUCUCCAGUCAGCAACAGAAAGAGCAACAGCUACCUCCUCGUGCUGUUCAAAUUGUUUCCCACCCGUUCUUCGGCAGGGUGGUCUUGACUGCUGGGCCAGCGCAGUUUGGGAUGGACUUAUCCAAACACAAAGCAGGGACAAGAGGAUUUGUUGCGACCAUUAAGCCAUAUAAUGGAUGCUCAGAGAUCACUAAUCCUGAGGCAGUGAAAGAGAAAAUUGCUCUGAUGCAAAGAGGCCAGUGUAUGUUUGCUGAAAAGGCACGAAACAUUCAAAAAGCUGGAGCAAUAGGAGGCAUUGUUAUUGAUGACAACGAGGGUAGCAGUAGUGACACAGCUCCUCUCUUCCAAAUGGCCGGUGAUGGGAAGAAUACGGAUGAUAUCACGAUUCCCAUGCUCUUCCUCUUCAACAAGGAAGGAAACAUAAUAUUGGACGCAAUCCGGGAGUACGAGGCUGUAGAGGUGCUCCUUUCCGAUAAAGCAAAAGACAGAGCAACAAUCUUUAAAGACUUGGAAAUGGAGAAUAUGGACCAGAAGUUAUCUGAAAAUGAUUCACAUAACCAGAAUUCAGAAGAAGCUACUUCAGCACCUCAGGACAUUGGUACAGUCAGCAUGGAGCCUGAAGGAGGAGCAAGCUCGGAUGUUACUGACCCUGACUCUUUAUCUCCUGCUCACGCAGACAGUGACGGUGUUUCCAUUUCAAAUCAGGAUUCCUCCGUCCCUGGAACUGAUGAGGCAGGUGCUCCUGAGCUGGCAUGUACGCAAGGGGGUAACCAGCCUCAGGAACAAAAGGCUGAGACAGAGUCAAAUUCCAGAGUUAACUGGGAUAGUAAAGUCCAGCCUAUGGAAUCCAUAUUAGCAGACUGGAAUGAAGAUAUAGAAGCAUUUGAAAUGAUGGAAAAGGAUGAGCUAUGA
Molecule: messenger RNA, 2599 nt
Organism: Apaloderma vittatum (bar-tailed trogon)
Lineage: Eukaryota; Metazoa; Chordata; Aves; Trogoniformes; Trogonidae
Gene: EDEM3
Product: ER degradation enhancer, mannosidase alpha-like 3
Exons: 20
Biological process (GO): mannose trimming involved in glycoprotein ERAD pathway; endoplasmic reticulum mannose trimming; carbohydrate metabolic process
Cellular component (GO): membrane; endoplasmic reticulum
Molecular function (GO): mannosyl-oligosaccharide 1,2-alpha-mannosidase activity; calcium ion binding
Source: RefSeq, a predicted model, not a curated record